Lachancea mirantina is the source of this 1692-nucleotide messenger RNA. The record is from the annotation of a GenBank genome assembly. Lineage: Eukaryota; Fungi; Ascomycota; Saccharomycetes; Saccharomycetales; Saccharomycetaceae.
AUGUCUCAUGGACUCGAACCUGGCGAAGAGUCACGUGACAAGGUGGAAUUAGAAGGAGGAAAUAACGGAGUUUUCGGAGAUAAGAUAAGAAGAAAAUAUUCCGGAGAAUCGUUUGAGACGGAGAAUAGCAACGAGGAUGUCACUGAUAACGGAAAACCAAGAAAAGUAUGGUUUAGCCGCGCAGAAUGUGUGGAAUAUAUGAAAACCAGGUUUACCACUUUGAUACCCAGCAAGCAAGAAUUACGCCAGGCACGUGAGGAAUAUCCACUCAAUCCCUUUCCUGCACUGGGAGCAAUGAAUUGGCAACAAACGCAGUUCUUCAUUGUUGGAUUUUUGGCAUGGACUUGGGAUGCCCUAGAUUUCUUUGCCGUUUCUCUGAAUAUGACGGCAAUCGCCAAGGAUUUGGAUAAAUCGAUCAAAGAUAUUUCCCAUGCUAUCACUUUGGUGCUGUUGCUGCGGGUCGUGGGUGCAAUUAUAUUUGGGUAUCUUGGAGAUCGGUACGGACGUAAAUGGCCUUACUGCGUCACCAUGGUGCUCAUUGUGAUCAUUCAGAUUGGAACUGGGUUUGUAAAGAGUUUCCCCGCGUUUCUGGGCUGCAGGGCCCUGUUCGGUAUCAUCAUGGGCUCCAUUUUUGGCGUUGCUAGUGCUACCUCGCUGGAAAAUGCACCUCAAAAGUCAAAAUCUAUUCUAUCUGGAAUUUUCCAGGAAGGUUAUGCGCUCGGAUAUCUACUGGGUGUGAUAUUUCAGCGCGCGAUCGUUGACAAUUCUCCAUACGGAUGGCGUUCAUUUUUUUGGUUUAGCGCAGGUCCACCAGUGCUAUUUAUUGCUUGGAGACUUCUACUUCCGGAGUCGCUAGCUUACACUCGUCGGAGGCAAGAAGAACGCAAGUUGGCACAGGAAACUUCUAACACCGAAUCGUCGCAAUUCUGGAAAAACUGCCGUACUGCACUCAAAUACCACUGGUUGACACUAAUAUAUCUAGUUUUGUUGAUGGCAAUGUUCAAUUUCUCGUCGCACGGAUCCCAGGACUUGUUUCCGACAAUGAUUUCCAACCAGUACGGUUAUUCCAAAGACGCAUCCACCGUAACCAAUUCCUUGGCCAACAUUGGAGCGCUGACAGGGGGCAUUAUCGUUGCCCACGCAAGUUCAUUUUUAGGUCGCCGACUCUCGAUUAUUCUGUGUUGCUUUGGAGGUGGCGCUCUUCUAUAUCCAUGGGGGUUCGUAUCAAACCCUAAAGGGCUAAACCCAGCGGUCUUCUUCUUACAAUUUUUUGUUCAAGGAGCCUGGGGCGUUGUCCCGAUUCAUUUGACUGAGCUUUCUCCAGUAGAAUUCAGAGCAUUCGUGACAGGUGUUGCUUACCAGUUGGGAAACAUGAUCAGCAGCGCGUCCUCCACGAUUGAAGCCACCAUUGGAGAAAGAUUUCCAAUCGAGGGAAAGGAAGAUGUCUACGAUUAUGGCAAAGUUAUGUGUAUCUUCAUGGGCUGCGUCUUCGCUGGGCUUCUGAUAACGACCUUCGUGGGUCCGGAAAACAAGGGCCGCGAGAUCACUUUAGAUGAUACUUAUUUGAAGAGCAGAGGAUCCAUCUCUAACGAUAAUUUUGGCAGAGACGAUGAUUUAGAAUAUGGCGCUGGCGCCAAUGCAUCUUUCAAUGAUUCGAAACCUGCCUUCGAAGAAAUAGAGGAUAUCAAAUGA